GUUUCUAACGCAUUAUUCGUUAAAGCUUGUUUCUCAUACGAGAGGGAAAGACGAGAAACRAAUGCCGCAGACAGAUUGGACCUACAAACAUCGCAUGAUGUACUAUAGUACCUUUGUACUGAUUGACUUUAUGCUGAUUGRAUAUACUGCAGGUUCACCAGUAUUUAAUCAAGGUUAUGAAAACAGAGAUUCCAACAUGAAUUCUGGGCUAUCUGAUGAWAUUUCAGUAACAGACAGAAUUAUUGAAGUAAAUGAGAGAAGUGCUCAUAAACCGAUGUUUGAAGGAGACAUUGAACUSACUGAUCACGAUCACGUGGAUAUCCAUGAAUAUGGUGACGUCGAUGGUACCCUUGGAAACCACCCUAAAAGAAAUGCACAGAGGGCGCGACAAGGAUUAUGGAUAACAAAAAUCGUUCCUUUCGAAAUUCAUGCUGACCUGGAUAGUUACCGUGACAACAUUAAAGCCGCCAUAAACCAGUUUAACGUCCAUACAUGCGUACGAUGGGUACCUCGUAAKAAUCAUGACAACUGGGUCAUMUUUGUCAAGAAAGAUGGGUGUUAUUCAAGCGUUGGUCGUAAGUAUUGGAAAACUGGUCCUCAAGAUCUUAGRCUUGGUAAAGGAUGUAACAAUAAGGGUACAAUAAUGCAUGAAAUGUUACAUGCUAUUGGUUUCUGGCAUGAGCAAUCACGUCCUGAUAGGAACAAGCAUGUUGAAGUKUUAUGGGAAAACAUUAAAGCAGGAAAAGCGCACAAUUUUAACAAAUACAAACACGAAGCCGUUGAUGUCCUUAAUACCCAGUAUGACUAUGGAAGCAUAAUGCAUUAUGGGAAAUAUGGUUUUUCUAAGAAUGGUUACCCCACCCUACAAGCUAUUGGAGAUCCGAGUWUAAACUUGGGACAACGUGAUGGGUUUAGUCAGUCGGAUAUCAUCAAAGUGAAUGCACUCUAUGACUGUAAAUCUACAAUUCCUGGAUGGAGUUCCUGGACUGAAUACUCACCCUGUGAUGACAACUGCUAUAAGUUACGCCAGCGGUUUUGCACAGCAAUUGACAGGAAGAAAUUCUGCCCUGAUGCUGACCAGAAUGGAAUUAAGUCUGACUACYUUCAAUGUACACAYAAAGAAUGUUAUGUUCCAGUCGAUGGUCACUGGGGACGAUGGUCUUCCUGGUCAAACUGUAAUAAAUCGUGCGGAAGAGGACAAAAAAKUCGAACCAGGUCUUGUGACGACCCCCRGCCCAAACAUGGCGGAAAAGAUUGUCAUGGUAACAGCARCAGCUUUCAGUCUUGUAUGCUGGCCAGUUGUGGACUAGGACCUGACGAUUGUGAAUUUGAAAGAGAUACCUGCCAUUGGUUCCAGCCAACCUCCGAAAAACAGAACAAUUUCCGUUGGGCCCGAAAGUCUGGCGGGACUCCAAGCUCUAAUACCGGACCUACAGGGGACCACACGACUGGAUCCGGCUACUAUGUUUUUACCGAAGCAUCUCCCUCAGCACCAAACCAAAUAGCAAAUCUUGUGAGUAAAGAAUUCAAGCCAACAACUGGACGGUGUAUGACAUUGUUUUAUCACAUGUAUGGAGAAGGCAUGGGAACGCUGAACAUCCUCAUCAACAACACAAGAACAGCAGAAAUGAAAACAGUAUUUACUAUGACAGGAAAUCAGGGCAAGCAAUGGAAGGAAGGACGGAUGAAACUCACUUGCAACGAUUAUUACAGGGUUGCCAUUCAGGCUGUUCGUGGACCUGACUAUAGAAGCGAUGUCAGCAUUGAUGAUGUUAC
This is a messenger RNA of Exaiptasia diaphana, 1776 nucleotides long. RefSeq lists its product as uncharacterized. Gene Ontology annotation, biological process: proteolysis. Gene Ontology annotation, cellular component: membrane. The record is from RefSeq and is a predicted model, not a curated record. Lineage: Eukaryota; Metazoa; Cnidaria; Anthozoa; Actiniaria; Aiptasiidae. Gene Ontology annotation, molecular function: metalloendopeptidase activity; zinc ion binding.